AUGAGGAGUGCAAUUGUCGCCUGUUUGCUCUUUGCCACUCAUUUACAUGCAGAGACCACACUAUCCACUCCACUUCUAAACAUCGAGGAAGAGCUCGCCAACAUCUCCACUACCUGCUUGUCAUAUCCAGAGCAAGAGGAAAUUGCUGGUUACACACUAGGCUAUAGGAUGGCAAAGAUAUUAAACGUAUACUUGAUUAGUGAAGCACAUUUUCUUAUUGGUAGGACAGAACUGCGUGCGGCGCUAGGAAUGCCACCACGUGGACCAUGGAAACGUGCAAGGAUUCUGAAGGAAGAAGAGAUUCUGGCGGCACCGACGAUCGAAGAAUACUAUGAGAGACGGGAGGAGAGUUCUAGUUUUCUGAAUCUCGAUAGCGGGUUCUUCUUGGAGAAAAACUUCCCGCCGGCCAUCGCGUUUUUGGAUAAAAGAUUUCCGGCGAUUCGAGGAAUCUAUCGACAGGAAUUCCGGAAUGCAAAGAAGAACGUGGAUAGAGAAGAGGUGGAUUCAAUGGUUCACAAGUUUCGGGACGUUGCCAUUCGUAUCCACAAGGCAGUCAGCAAGAUGCAAGAUGAAACUACUCUUUGCUGGUACAAUAAUGAGAAAGAGGUAGCUAAUUUGGAAUAG
Molecule: messenger RNA, 624 nt
Organism: Caenorhabditis remanei
Lineage: Eukaryota; Metazoa; Nematoda; Chromadorea; Rhabditida; Rhabditidae
Exons: 2
Coding region: 1-624 (207 amino acids)
Source: RefSeq, a predicted model, not a curated record